AUGGCGGAGACCCCGGCCGAGGCUGAGCCCCUCUUGGGCCGGACCCGCGGUGACGGCCGGACCCCUUCCUGCCCGGCGGUGGCGGUGGCCGAGUCCGCAGUGGCCGCCUGCCGCAACGCUCAGAGCAGAGGUGAGACGCGGGGAGGACAGACGGGGGUGCCGGGCAGGGGUCGCGCGGGGGCGGCCCAUCGUCCGGCCGGAGUCCGAGCGGCCGGGCCGGACAGGCUGCCCCGGCGCGAGGGGCCCCUCGGGGUGCCGGGUCCCGCCCCCCCCGAGUUUGGCCCCAAGGCUGGUCAGACUCUGUGCAUCGACCAGGCCGUGGUCUUCAUCGAAGACGCCAUCAAGUACCGGUCCAUCAACCACCGCAUGGAUACCAGCGCCAUGUGGUUCUACCGCUGGUAUUACUCCAACUCGUGCCAGGGGGUCCUUUCCUUCACCAUCUUCCUGAUCCUGUGCCUGGCCUUCGUGGAGACCCCAUCCUCAUUCACCAAGUCCUCGGACGUCCGGUACCGCACCGCAGGCUGGGAGCCGCCCUGUGGGCUGACCGAGAGCGUGGAGCUGCUGUGUCUGCUAGUGUUUGUGGCCGACAUCUCCAUGAAGAGCUACCUGGUCGGGCCUUCCCAGUACCGGAGCAGCCCCUGGCUGCUGUCCUACAUGGUCGUGUUGGUAGUGUCCCUGGUCGACUGGAUUGUGUCCCUGAGCUUCGUUUGCUGGGAGAGAGUGCGCAUCCGCCGGCUUCUCCGCCCCUUCUUCCUGCUGCAGAACUCCUCCAUGAUGAAGAAGACGCUCAAGUGCAUUCGAUCUACGAUGCCCGAGAUGGCCAGCGUGGCGCUGCUGCUGGCACUGCACAUGGCCUUCUUCACCAUGUUCGGGAUGCUCCUGUUCACGGGCGAGAAGGAUAAUGGGCUGAUCAAGGAGAGACUGAUGUACUUCCGCAACCUGCCCGAGGCCUUGACCUCCCUGCUGGUGCUGCUGACCACGGCCAACAACCCCGAUGUGAUGAUGCCGGCCUACUCCCAGAACCGAGCCUACUGCAUCUUCUUCAUCCUCUUCACCGUGAUUGGCAGCUUGUUCCUGAUGAACCUGAUGACGGCCAUCAUCUACAACCAGUUCCGGGGCUAUCUGAUGCUCUCUCUCCAGACAUCCCUCUUCCGCAGACGGCUGGGCACCCGGGCUGCCUUCGAAGUCCUUGCUUCCAUGGAGGGAGGGAGAGAGACCCAGACUCAGAUAGUGGGGGUGAAGCCCGAGACCUUCCUGCAGGUCCUCCAGAAAGUCGAGAUGGCCUCCCACUGCAAGCAGGUCAUCGAGCAGAAGGUGCGCUCCCAUGGUGACAGGCUGCUGUCGGCCGAGGAGUUCCAGAAACUCAUCAAUGAGGUGGACAGGAGGGUCGUCAAGGAGCAUCCGCCGUGGCCCGAGUACCAGCUGCCGUUUCUGCGGAGUGCCCAGUUCUUCUUCGGCCACUACUACUUCGACUACCUGGGCAACUUCAUAGCGCUGGGGAAUCUCCUGUCCAUCUGCGUGUUCCUGAUGCUGGACUCAGACGUGGUACCUGAAGACCAUGAUGAAUUCAUGCUGGGGGUUCUCAACUCCGCCUUCAUCCUGUACUACCAGCUGGAGAUGUGGCUCAAGAUCUUCGCCGUGGGCCUGUGGGGCUACCUGUCUCACCGCAGCAACCUGUUUGAUGGCAUCCUCACCUUAGUCCUGCUGGUGUUGGAAAUCUCAACAAUGGUCGUGUACCGUGUUCCAUACCCAGGCUGGUGCCCACACACCAACGGCGUGCGGACGCUGUGGGACAUGACGCGGCUGGUGAACAUGCUCAUCGUCUUCCGCUUUCUGCGUAUCAUCCCCCGAAUGAAGAUGAUGUCUGUGGUGGCUAACACGCUCCUGGACCUGAUCAGGAACAUGCGGGCCUUCGCUGGCAUCCUGGUGGUGGUGUACUACAUCUUCGCCAUCGUUGGGAUCAACCUCUUCCAGGGCGCCAUAGUGGUGCCUACAAACAGCAGUGCGAUGGCCACCAACAACACCACUUCCGAGUCCUGCGGGACCUUCGAGCAGCUGGAGUACUGGCCCAACAACUUCGAUGACUUUGCGGCCGCCCUGGUCACCCUCUGGAACGUGAUGGUGGUCAACAAUUGGCAGGUGUUCAUGGACGCAUACCGGCGCUACUCCGGCCCGUGGUCCAAGCUCUAUUUUGUGUCCUGGUGGCUGGUGUCGUCUGUCAUCUGGGUCAACCUGUUCUUGGCUCUGAUUCUGGAGAACUUCAUCCACAAGUGGGACCGCCGUGACCUCCGGCAUCAACCCCCUGAGGGGCCGGGGGCCUUCGCCCACACCCCCUCCUACCACUCCACAGUGGAGCUCAUGUUCAGGGAUGUCCUGGAGGAGCCCGUGGAGGAGGACCUGCUGGAGAAGCUUCGGCGUCACCCCCACCUGGACAUCUGUAGGUGA
Molecule: messenger RNA, 2445 nt
Organism: Elephantulus edwardii (Cape elephant shrew)
Lineage: Eukaryota; Metazoa; Chordata; Mammalia; Macroscelidea; Macroscelididae
Gene: TPCN2
Product: two pore segment channel 2
Exons: 25
Coding region: 1-2445 (814 amino acids)
Biological process (GO): monoatomic ion transport; transmembrane transport
Cellular component (GO): lysosomal membrane
Molecular function (GO): monoatomic ion channel activity; voltage-gated channel activity
Source: RefSeq, a predicted model, not a curated record